Molecule: messenger RNA, 7268 nt
Organism: Pelodiscus sinensis (Chinese soft-shelled turtle)
Lineage: Eukaryota; Metazoa; Chordata; Testudines; Trionychidae
Source: RefSeq, a predicted model, not a curated record
ACACAUUCAUUUUUUCCCCCCUCUCUCCUUUUUAAAAACUUCUUUCCCUCCCUCCCCCGUGUCUCCUGGACUCCAGUCGAAGGGGGCCGAGCUCUUUGCAGGCUCCUAAACUCUGAUUUGCUGCAUGGGCUCUCGAUUGACAAUCUCUGGCAUCUGCUUUAAAAGAAGAAGGGAAGAAAAAAAACUUUUCACUCCUCGGUGAGUCAGGGGAAGGGGGACAAGCCCUUGAGAGGAGAGCCCGAGAAGAAUCAGACCUAGAGGAGGAGAGGCAGGAGGGGAGCGAAGAAAGACUUGCUCCCCCAAGAAAGCAAAAGAAGCCAAAACAAAACCACAGUCACACCAGAAAAAGUUCCCCGCAUCCUAAGUUCAUACCAAACAGAAACAAACUUCCAGCUCAUGGCUUUAUGAAAAGUUUCUCCUUUUGGGGGCGGGGGGUCUGAGUCUGUUCCUGUGAUUUUUUUUUCUACCCCCGACCUCAGCUUGGGUGAGCAUUUUGCUCAAGCCUCCAAAGCUGAUCCCCCUUUUAUUGUGGACCAUGGAUACACACACCAGGUGGAAAAGAAGAAGUUGGAUAAGGACCAAAACGAUAGCAAUUUUUCUACUCUAUGCAAUUUCUCAGAGCAAAGCAGCGGAACCUGCAGAUCUCUUGAAGGUAUUAGAUUUUCAUAAUUUACCCGAAGGGAUAACGAAAACAACAGGUUUUUGCACAAGCAGAAGAUCUUCAAAAGGCGCAGAUGUUGCUUUUCGAGUAACAAAAGAUGCUCAACUCAGUGCACCAACCAAGCAGUUGUUUCCUGCGUCCUUUCCUGAGGACUUCUCCAUUCUGACCACUGUAAAAGCCAAGAAAGGAGGUCAGUCCUUCUUGAUCUCCAUUUACAAUGAGCAAGGCAUCCAGCAGAUCGGCAUGGAGAUGGGUAGAUCUCCGGUUUUCCUGUACGAAGACCAUACUGGGAAGCCAGGCCCAGAAGACUAUCCUCUCUUUCGAGGCAUUAAUCUAUCCGAUGGCAAGUGGCACCGAAUAGCCAUCAGCGUGCACAAGAAAAACGUCACCUUGAUUUUGGACUGUAAAAAGAAAGUCACAAAGUUCUUGGACCGAAGCGACCACCCCAUCAUUGACAUCAACGGCAUCAUUGUAUUUGGGACCCGGAUACUGGACGAGGAGAUCUUUGAGGGGGACAUCCAGCAGCUCCUGGUCGUGGCGGACCCCAGGGCAGCCUAUGAUUAUUGUGAACACUACAGCCCUGACUGCGACACAGCCAUUCCAGACACCCCGCAGUCUCAAGACCCUAAUCCAGAUGAAUACUACACGGAGGGAGAUGGUGAAAGUGACACCUAUUAUUAUGAAUAUCCCUACUAUGAGGACACCGAUGACGCAGGAAAGGCAGAACCACCCACUACCAAGCCUGCUGAUGCUGAAGAAGCUGUUAGAGAGGUGACUGAAAUUAAAGAGGAACUCACCCCUCCACCCACACAAGCACCCACAGUGAUGGAAAACAGGCAGGAAACGAAAGAGGAGGAGAAGGUGGAUGACCCCAUCGUGGACGAAUAUAAUUAUGAAACCAUUAACGAGGAGUACUACACUCCCCUCCCUUAUGAAGACAUCAACUAUGGAGAAGUAGACAAUCCGGAUAUCCUUACUGAAGAAGCUGUUGAAGCAGAAAUUCCCGCCAGCACAGUCAUCACCCCCAACGCAACCAAUGCCGAGGUGGGAACGGGGCAAGGAGGAGACGACCAAGAUAAAGACUUCACCGAAGAGACAAUAAAAGAGUAUGAUGGGAAUUACUAUGAUACCUACUAUGACAGAACUAACCAAGAGACAGAGUAUGAAGGGAUUGGUGGCCCACGAGGUGAGAAAGGACAGAAGGGAGAGCCUGCAAUCAUUGAACCGGGCAUGCUCAUCGAAGGACCACCUGGUCCCGAAGGCCCAGCUGGUCUUCCAGGACCUCCGGGGACUACUGGGCCCGUCGGUCCAGUGGGUGAUCCUGGCGAGAGAGGAUCUCCUGGCCGGCCUGGUCUUCCAGGAGCAGAUGGGUUACCAGGACCCCCAGGGACAAUGCUCAUGCUGCCUUUCCGCUUUAGUGGGGGAGGAGAUGGUGGCUCCAAAGGACCUCUUGUGUCAGCACAGGAAUCCCAAGCUCAGGCCAUACUGCAACAGGCCAGGCUGGCGCUGAGAGGACCUGCGGGUCCUAUGGGACUUACUGGAAGGCCAGGCCCCGUGGGACCCCCAGGCGGUGGAGGACUAAAAGGCGAACCGGGAGACAUGGGGCCACAGGGUCCACGAGGCACUCAAGGCCCCCCAGGCCCAUCAGGAAAACCAGGCCGCAGGGGACGUGCUGGCAGCGAUGGUGCCCGGGGAAUGCCAGGGCAGACAGGACCAAAGGGUGAUCGAGGUUUUGAUGGGUUGGCUGGUUUGCCUGGUGAGAAGGGGCACAGGGGUGAUCCAGGCCCAUCAGGUCCACCAGGAGCACCUGGAGACGAUGGCGAGAGGGGUGAUGAUGGAGAAGUUGGACCCAGAGGUCUACCUGGAGAACCUGGGCCCCGAGGUUUGCUGGGACCAAAAGGGCCCCCGGGCCCUCCAGGACCACCGGGUGUGGCCGGUAUGGAUGGGCAAACAGGCCCAAAGGGGAAUGUGGGUCCUCAAGGUGAGCCAGGACCACCAGGACAGCAGGGUAAUCCAGGUGCUCAGGGUCUUCCAGGUCCACAGGGUGCAAUUGGUCCACCGGGAGAGAAAGGACCUUUGGGUAAACCUGGUCUUCCUGGCAUGCCUGGUGCAGAUGGUCCUCCGGGUCAUCCUGGCAAAGAAGGGCCUCCUGGUGAGAAGGGAAGUCAGGGUCCAACUGGACCUCAGGGCCCUCUUGGAUAUCCAGGACCUCGUGGAGUCAAGGGAGCAGACGGUGUUCGUGGCCUAAAGGGCACUAAAGGUGAAAAGGGUGAAGAUGGCUUCCCUGGCUUCAAAGGUGACAUGGGCAUCAAGGGAGACCGGGGUGAAAUUGGUCCUCCCGGCCCACGGGGUGAGGAUGGGCCCGAAGGCCCUAAAGGUCGUGGAGGUCCAAAUGGAGAUCCAGGUCCUCUUGGCCCUUCUGGGGAAAAGGGAAAACUCGGCGUUCCAGGGCUCCCAGGUUAUCCAGGAAGGCAAGGUCCAAAGGGUUCAAUCGGAUUCCCAGGAUUCCCAGGAGCCAACGGAGAGAAGGGUGGAAGGGGUACGCCUGGCAAACCAGGACCAAGGGGGCAGCGAGGUCCAACGGGUCCACGUGGUGAAAGAGGUCCAAGAGGCAGCACUGGAAAGCCUGGCCCUAAGGGCAACUCCGGUGGUGAUGGACCCCCAGGUCCUCCUGGCGAAAGGGGACCACCAGGACCUCAAGGACCAACUGGAUUUCCUGGACCAAAAGGCCCCCCUGGUCCACCAGGGAAGGAUGGAUUGCCCGGUCACCCCGGCCAGAGAGGAGAAACUGGUUUCCAAGGCAAGACAGGUCCUCCAGGCCCUCCAGGUGUUGUAGGCCCGCAGGGUCCUACCGGAGAGACGGGCCCAAUGGGUGAGCGCGGGCAUCCAGGUCCACCGGGUCCACCAGGUGAGCAGGGUCUACCUGGCCUGGCUGGAAAGGAAGGAACCAAGGGUGACCCAGGACCUGCCGGUCUUCCAGGAAAAGAUGGACCUCCUGGCUUAAGAGGUUUCCCUGGAGAAAGAGGUCUCCCUGGCCCAGUUGGAUCUCUUGGGCUGAAAGGCAAUGAAGGUCCCCCUGGUCCACCAGGCCCAGCAGGUUCUCCUGGGGAGAGAGGUCCAGCUGGCGCAGCUGGCCCAAUUGGUUUACCAGGAAGACCUGGGCCCCAAGGACCUCCGGGCCCCGCUGGUGAAAAGGGUGCCCCUGGUGAGAAAGGUCCACAAGGCCCAGCCGGCCGGGAUGGUAUUCAAGGUCCGGUUGGACUCCCAGGCCCAGCAGGUCCUGUUGGCCCACCAGGAGAAGACGGGGAUAAGGGUGAGAUUGGAGAACCUGGCCAGAAAGGAAGCAAGGGUGACAAAGGUGAACAGGGUCCACCAGGUCCUACCGGCCCACAAGGUCCACUUGGCCAACCAGGUCCAGCUGUGACCACUCGUCCGAGAGGACAACAAGGUCUCUUUGGUCAGAAAGGUGAUGAAGGUCCAAGAGGUUUCCCUGGUCCCCCAGGCCCCGUGGGCUUGCAGGGUUUGCCUGGACCACCUGGCGAGAAGGGAGAAACAGGUGAUGUCGGACAAAUGGGUCCACCCGGUCCCCCUGGGCCCAGAGGUCCAUCCGGACCUCCAGGAGCAGAUGGUCCUCAAGGUCCUCCUGGUGGAAUAGGAAAUCCUGGAGCUGUAGGAGAGAAGGGUGAACCUGGUGAAUCUGGUGAGCCUGGUCUUCCAGGAGAGGGUGGUCCCCUGGAAAAGUAAGGAGAAAGAGGGGAAAAGGGAGAAGCAGGCCCCUCUGGCGCAGCUGGUCCUCCUGGCCCAAAAGGUCCACCAGGUGAUGAUGGGCCAAAAGGCAGCCCUGGUCCCGUUGGUUUUCCUGGCGACCCGGGUCCCCCUGGAGAACCUGGCCCAGCUGGUCAAGAUGGUCCCUCAGGUGACAAAGGAGAUGAUGGUGAACCUGGUCAGACAGGAUCUCCUGGCCCAACUGGCGAACCAGGCCCAUCAGGUCCCCCAGGGAAGAGGGGUCCUCCCGGCCCAGCGGGUCCUGAAGGAAGACAAGGAGAGAAAGGAGCCAAGGGUGAAUCUGGUUUGGAGGGACCUCCUGGGAAGACAGGUCCAGUAGGUCCCCAGGGAGCUCCGGGGAAACCUGGUCCCGAUGGUCUUCGAGGAAUACCUGGCCCAGUGGGUGAACAAGGGCUCCCCGGCUCUCCAGGUCCUGAUGGUCCUCCAGGCCCACUGGGUCCACCCGGCUUACCUGGUCUUAAGGGAGAUUCGGGUCCUAAAGGUGAAAAGGGUCAUCCAGGUUUAAUUGGUCUCAUUGGGCCCCCUGGUGAGCAAGGAGAAAAGGGCGACAGAGGUCUCCCAGGUCCCCAGGGUUCUUCCGGACCAAAAGGAGAACAGGGUAUCAAUGGUCCUUCUGGUCCCAUUGGACCUCCAGGCCCACCAGGAUUACCGGGUCCCCCUGGUCCAAAAGGUGCUAAAGGAUCAUCAGGUCCAACAGGUCCAAAAGGGGAAACUGGUCAUCCAGGCCCACCAGGACCUCCUGGUCCUCCUGGGGAAGUCAUCCAGCCCCUACCUAUGCAGUCCUCGAAGAGGACCAGGCGGAACAUUGAUGCGAGCCAACUGGUUGAUGAGGGGAACACCGACAACUACAUGGAUUACGCGGACGGCAUGGAGGAGAUCUUCGGCUCCUUAAACUCUUUGAAACUGGAAAUCGAGCAAAUGAAGCACCCACUGGGCACUCAGCAUAACCCAGCACGUACCUGCAAGGACUUGCAGCUGUGCCACCCUGACUUCCCAGAUGGUGAAUACUGGGUUGAUCCUAACCAAGGCUGUUCGAGGGACUCCUUCAAAGUUUACUGUAACUUCACAGCUGGUGGAGAGACUUGUAUCUUCCCUGAUAAGAAAUCGGAAGGAAGCAAACUGGCCCGUUGGCCCAAAGAACAGCCUUCCACAUGGUAUAGUCAGUACAAGCGGGGUUCCUUGCUCUCCUACGUGGAUUCGGACGGCAAUCCCAUCGGAGUGGUGCAGAUGACGUUCCUGAGGCUCCUGAGUGCCUCCGCCAACCAGAACAUCACCUACAAUUGCUACCAGUCUGUAGCAUGGCAUGAUGCCACCACAGGCAGCUACGAUAAAGCCAUCCGCUUCCUGGGAUCCAACGACGAGGAGAUGUCGUACGACAACAACCCCUACAUAAGGGCUGUCCUAGACGGCUGUGCAACAAAGAAAGGCUAUCAAAAGACUAUCCUGGAGGUCAGCACACCCAAAGUGGAGCAAAUACCUAUCGUUGACAUCAUGUUCAAUGACUUCGGAGAAGCGUCACAGAAAUUUGGAUUCGAGGUGGGACCAGCUUGCUUCAUGGGCUAAGAGCCACCCGAAAACUAGUCUCCAAAUGAGCAACCUCGUAACCUCAUUGUGCCAUUUAAAAAAAAAAUGUUGUCACAUGCACGUUCUGAAACUGGACAGUGAUGGGUUAAUUUUUUUUGUUUGUUUCUUGUUUUGCCUGAGUUCAACUGUGCCACUGCACCCGCCCCUACUGAAUCCAAAUCAAAGGGAGAGAGAACCAUUCCCACGACAGACUUAGAAUCACAUGACCUAAACACACCAUGUGCGGCAAAGCAACCUUCCACACAGGUCAAAGGUCGCAGUACGUUUUUCUGCAUGCUCUUCCUCGCGGCCACCGAUGGACUCAACUUCCUCCACUCGAAUGUACAGAAAUUAGAACAGAUCAAAGACUUUCUUGCCAUGAAACUACAAGAAGCGCUGGUUGAUGUUUGUUUUUUUUAGAUGAAAAACUUGAAACUAUGUAUUCAUCUUGACCUUGAAAUCAUGUGAAAAUUCUUGGCCUGAUCCAGUCCCCACUGAGGUCCAUGAAAGUCUUUUUUGUUGAUUUCGGUGGGCUUUGGAUCAAACCCAUAAAUUAGACUUAAAUGCUCAUUUGUAGAAUGUUUAGUUUCUUCAUUUAAUUAUUUUCACAAAAAUUAACAACCCAGAUCAGUGAAUUUGAUAGUGUGAAGUCACUCUGUGCAUCUCCUUUCCAUGUAUUAAAGGUGCUUAUAUUUUUGUAUGUUUGUAAGUAAAUAUUUGUAUUGUAUAUUAUUUUAAAUGUGGCUGGCUUCAAAACAUGCAUGUGACCCUGUUUGCAGUAAAAGAAUAACCCCUCUCACCCGUAUCCUACAGAAACAAUACACCUAGAAAGGGAAGCUAUUAAGCUAACUUCCAUUGUUUUGUCCACUUGCCAACACUUAAAGCACAUUAAAUAUGUCAGUAAUCAACAGAACUAAGCAUCAUAUGCAUAAGUGUUUGCAGGAUCAGGGCCGAAAUUACUAGAAAUCACCAGCCCUACCACCCACCCAUCCUCCACACAAAUAAUGAAUUUCCAAGAUCAUUUCAAAAGUCACACAAGUGGAUGGAAAAUUUUUGAUGCAAAAUUAAAUGUCUAUUUAGUGCCUCUUUCUAGCAGCAUCAUUUGUAAAACCCCGAUUUGGAAAAUAGGAGCCCUGAAUGAUUUGCUUUCUGUACACUCACCUUAUUUUUUUCCAUCCUUUUUUAAUUCCAUUCCAAAUGGCAGAUUGCACAUGGCAGGGAAAUCCGCUUUUUUCCCCGCCCUCUUAAAAAUAAAAUA